CUGGUGGACCCCUACUCUUAUCGACAAGUUUGGCGGGUUCUUUUCCGUGUGACUCUUCGGAAACACCGGACCGAGGACUUACCUUUCUGCUACGAAGGACAACAGCCAUUACUGGUUUGGUCCACAGAUGGGCACCGCCGGCCAGGUCUACACUACAUUCGCACGUCAUAAAUCUUAUGGGUUACAAGCACAACAAAGGACAGUGCAUAUGCCCUCCACCCUUCAUCCUUUGGACAUUCCCAACUCAGAAAAGGGAUGCAGAACGCAGAAAGCAGUGGGUAAAGUUAGUGAACAGGAUAGACAAACUGGCAGGCAAAGUUUGGCAGGCAAACUCGUGGACCAUCUUGGGCUGUGGACUCAGACUCUGGAGGGAGGACUGCAGGUGGUGGCACAGGUGGACCAUCUUGGGCUGUGGACUCAGACUCUGGAGAGUGGACUGUAGAGUCAUCAGUA
Messenger RNA from Branchiostoma belcheri (Belcher's lancelet), 453 nucleotides. RefSeq lists its product as uncharacterized. The record is from RefSeq and is a predicted model, not a curated record. The transcript has 3 exons. NCBI's taxonomy places the organism in Eukaryota, Metazoa, Chordata, Leptocardii, Amphioxiformes, Branchiostomatidae. The coding region runs from base 128 to 442 and encodes 104 amino acids.